CCAUCCUGGAAUACAAAAUAGUUGUUUCGCUCAUUCCUGAGAAAAUACGAAUUCAAAUUCUAUCAUUCACUUCGCCAAUCCUUGUAAAAUGUCAGACAAUUUCGAUCCUGACCUAAUUCAGGCAAUUUUCAAACUCAUAUGGAGCAAAAACGCUCUAGAGCGCGAGAGAAACGAAGGUGUCGAUCCGAUGACAGAUGAGAUUAGCUUACUUUACUCAAAACAUUGCAAAUUCAAAAACACACCCAGAUCCUCAUCAUUUUCCCCCUCUCGCGGCUAUCUUCCAGUGGGGUUUUUGCGAUUGUUCAAAUAUCCAUGACGAGGCUCAGUAUUACAGUUGACCGGCUACAUGGAUAUUAUCCCGUGGUAGACACUUAUUCUCCUGUCCUUGAAAUUCAGUUCAAUUUUGUAUACCAUCCAUCUUCAAAAUGGUUUCAGUCAUGUUACUACUCAUCUUCAAGUUUUUAAAUCCUUUUAUUUUUCUGCAUUUUGUCACCAGGUGUUUCAUAAAAUAACAACACAUUAUUCUUGAUUAUCUAUUUUACUCAUCUGCUACAUAAAAUUACAAAUUGUUGUUGUUGGCCUUUUAAAUCUGUCAAUAUUUGCGUAGUAAAUUUGCAACUGAUUUGUUAUAGUUAUAUUAAACACGACUAUAUUGUGAAGAGUUAUAUGCUCCUUGACUUGCCUAAGAUGCCCAUAUGUAUAAGUUUCUAAUUUGGUAUAUUCUUUGAAUUGUAUUCAGUUAAGUUAAAAACUACCGGAAUAUCACGGAUAAAUGAUACAUGUGGUUAGUUUUCUAUGAGUGAGAAACAGAAACAUUGUGAUAUUAUAAUGGAAAAGAUACGUAUUCUUCUUUGUUUAGAGUAUUAUAAUGAUUUACCAAGUGUUUGCUAGGAUAUCCAGGGAAUUAAUAAUUCUAAAAAAACACGUCGUAUAGUUGUAUAUUAUUUUUUGAAUUUUUUGGAAAAGAUACGUAUUCAUCAACUAAUGGCAGCUGAUAUAGAUUAUCAUAUGCUCUUUUUAUAGUAUGUUGGCACAAAAAAUUUGGCCCGGAACUAAUGGCCAGGAAUGAUAUAAUUUCAGAGCAGUUCAUGUAACGCACUCGAUGAUGAUGGAUGUAGAGGCAGGGUGAACACACCUGCAGUGUCUCCAAGUAAUUGAUAGGAGACUUCACAUUACAUUACUAAGGAUUAUAGAGCUUGAGGUGGCAGGGAAAUGAAGUUUCUGAUGUAUCUUCUGGCAAGUUGAUAUAUCAUAGAUUUUAUAUCAAAUAUAUGAUUAUUAGUUUUAGGAGGUUAGUGGAUGUCAUGUGUGCAAGGUGGAGAAGGUUAUUGUUUCUGCUACUGCAUUUGUCUUCUUGUUAAUACUCUCAGGAACCAGAUGCAGCACUUAGGGAAUGGGGGUUUAGGAAGGCUUGCGUCCUGCUUCUUGGAUUCCUUGGCCACACUAAACUACCCUACAUUGUAUUACGGUCUUAGAUGGACAGGAAGAAGUUGCGGAAACUUGGCUUGAGAUGGGUCUUCCUUUUCUAAUGAGCGCCAUGUGGAAGAGGCGGAGAGAUCUGCACAACGAGGCUCUGUUGCACAAAAGAAAGCCUCCAUUGAAGCUCAUUACAAAAAAAUUGAUGUUGCUAAGAUGGCAGCAGCUUUGCUUGAGCAAGCAAAUGAGAGUAAUGCAUUGGAACCUGAAAGUUAAACCCAAAAGCAGCUUAGUGACUGCAACAUUACUAGCCAGGAUUCAGAAACAAUAAAACAGGACUCUCGGAAGGCUAAGUCUGAUAGCUCAGAAUUUGAUAAGGCUGAACGCGCUGAUUUGACUACAGAAACAAAAGUAUUGGUGAAAAUUUGUCCUAAUGUUGAUAAACAAAAUAUGGUCUAUGGAUCAAAUAUUGAUGGGAUACUAAAAAAUGAGAAACAUUCGGCUAAGGAAUUCGUGUUAUACUUGACGGAAAUUUAUGGAACUCCCGUUUUUAAUAAAUUUUAAGGAA
Messenger RNA from Daucus carota subsp. sativus, 1984 nucleotides. Its product is annotated as protein MHF2 homolog. Bases 89 to 316 code for a protein of 75 amino acids. The transcript has 10 exons. Lineage: Eukaryota; Viridiplantae; Streptophyta; Magnoliopsida; Apiales; Apiaceae. The record is from RefSeq and is a predicted model, not a curated record.